UUUGCUCUGCUUUUGCAGGUAUUUGUAUUUGAUGUUGGAGGAAAAACUUGGAAAUUCUAUGAUUGGUCACAGAUUACAACUAUAGCAACUUUUGGAAAGUAUGACCCUGAGCUAUUGUGUUAUGCUCAUUCUAAAGGAUCCAGGGUAGUAUUAAAAGGGGAUGUACCUGUGAAGGAAAUUGUUGACGCUGCUAACAGAACAGCCUGGAUAGCACAACAGGUGGACCUGGCCAAAAAUCAGUAUAUGGAUGGAAUUAAUAUAGACAUAGAACAAGAAAUUGAUGAGACGUCACCUGAGUACUAUGCAUUAACGGCUUUGGUUAAAGAAACUACUGAUGCUUUUCAUAGUGAAAUUCCAGGAUCACAGGUCACCUUUGAUGUGGCUUGGUCUCCAGCGUGUGUAGACAAAAGAUGCUACAACUACAGUGGGAUUGCAGAUGCCUGUGAUUUCUUGUUUGUGAUGUCUUAUGAUGAGCAGAGUCAGAUCUGGACAGACUGUAUUGCAGGAGCCAAUGCUCCCUACAAUCAGACCUUAGAUGGAUAUGACAGUUACAUUAAUAUGAACAUUGAACCUAAGAAGCUUGUGAUGGGUGUUCCGUGGUAUGGCUAUGAUUAUAAGUGUUUGAAUUUGUCCAAGGAACUUGUUUGUUUCCUCCCAAAUAUUCCUUUUCGAGGGGCUCCAUGCAGUGAUGCCGCAGGGAGUCAAGUCCCCUAUAGAGUAAUAAUGAAGCAGGUGAAUAGUUCUAUUUCUGGAAUUCUGUGGGAUGAGGAGCAGAAGGCUCCAUAUUAUGACUAUAAGGACCCUCUUGGUAAUUAUCAUCAAGUAUGGUAUGAUGAUCCACAGAGCAUUUCACUGAAGGCAUUGUAUGCAAAGAAACGUGGCUUAAGGGGUAUUGGCAUGUGGAAUGGAAAUUGUCUUGACUACUCCAGAGAUCCUGUAGCAGUACAGCAGACUGAAGCAAUGUGGCAAGCCUUGAGACCAUAGCAUCUGUAUAAGAUAGUAAAUGUUACCUCUGAAUUUAAAAUUUAGAAAAUUUAAUUGUUAGGUUUAAUGAUUAAUGUAAUAUUAUGCCUUCUUGGAAGCAAGCACUGGUUACAAGCAAGACUUCAUCUCAGUCUGUGCUUAGGGUAGUAUUUUUAUACUGUAGAAAGUAUAACAUUGUGUUAACACUGUUUUAACAGAUUCUGGUUGUAUUUUCACAACUUUCGUAACUGGCAUUAGUUCAUGAACUUAAUACUCAUAAUAUAUUAAACACAUAUAUGUUGAACCAUUAAAAAGAGCAUAAGCAACGGAAGUAUUCUGCACAUCCCAAUUGCUCUGCUGUCAUAAUCAGUUCUUUAGUCUGUAAACUUUGUAUUUCAUUUGUUGUCAAUGAAACAAGAAUUAAAUGUCUUUUUUAUGUUUACCU
Messenger RNA from Pelodiscus sinensis (Chinese soft-shelled turtle), 1408 nucleotides. The record is from RefSeq and is a predicted model, not a curated record. Lineage: Eukaryota; Metazoa; Chordata; Testudines; Trionychidae.